AUGAAAAACUAUUUACAAAAAUGUAAUGUUAUAAAUAAAAUAACAAAAAAACCGUUGGAUAUAUUCUUUAAAAAAUUCAUUUCAAAACCACAAAUAAAGCAUGCUAUCUUCUUUUCAACCAUAAAAAAUGAAAGUUUACAUGUAAAAAAAAAUAAUGAUACUUAUGAUAAUAAUAUAUUCAAAUGGGGAGAAGAGGAAAACAGUAAAAAUCUUAUAAAUGAUAAAAAUCAUAUGAAUGGUAAAAAUCAUAAAAAUCAUAUUAAGGAUAAAAAUGGGUCUUUAAUCAAUAAUAUCAAAAUAUAUAAACAAUCAGAAUUAGUUAGGAGAAUUAGAAAAUAUUGUAGAAAAGAUGAUUUAUGUAAUAUAUAUAGAUUUGCAGAUGAAUUCUUAGAUCUUUUAAAUAAACAAGAAAUAGCACACAAUGAUUUUAUUAUAAUAAUUCAUUUAUUAAGUAAAAAGCAAUUCCUUGAAAAAGAUUUUUGGAGAAAUAUAACAAAUUUAAAUAAUAUAAAUUUUAUUUUCCAUAUGAACAUAAAACAAAUCAUUCUUUUCAUUUAUAGUAUUGUAAAUUCAUUUAAAUAUAUUCAUCCACAAUUUUUAAAUAUUUUUACUAAUAAUCUUAACUCUGUUUUAGAGAAUCAAAAGAGGUUCUUGUUAAUAUAUAGGAAAAAGAAUAAAAUAGAAAUUCCAAAAAAAAAAAUUCAAGCAGAAAUACAAACAAACAAACAAAUGCAUAUAAUAGAAAACAAAGCAAAGGAACAUAUAAAUCUUAUAAAUAAUGAUUACAAUGAAUAUAAGAAAGAUCAACUGAAUAAUUUAUUAUGUAAUAAAAAUUUAAAUAAGCAAGAGAAUAAAUUCCCUAUUUAUAAUAAUAAUAUAAACCACCUGAAUCUUUUAGAUAUAACCUUAUUAUGUUAUUCAUAUUCUAAAUUAAAUGAUUUACAUAAUUUAGAACAUUUGAAUGAAUUAAAAAACAACAUAUAUAAACUUUUUGUUUAUUUCUUAUUUUUCUAUAAAAAUGAUUUUAAUCAUUUAAUAUUGUUUUUAUAUAGCUAUGUGAAAUUGAAUGGAUGUAUAAAAAAAAGUAUAUUAAUUAAAUUAAAAAAAAACAUAUUAUUAUUAACUAACAACGCAAACCUAAAGUUCAUGUUUCCAAGUUUGUAUGCUUUAAAUAUAUGUUCACUUAAUAUGUUAAUGAAUAUAUUACAUAAAAGCCAAUUUAAAGAUGAACAUUUUUUUGAAGAAAUUAUCUUAUCGGUAGUUAUCAAUUUAAAUGUAAGUCAACCGAAAAGGAAGAAAAUAAAAAGUAAUAUAUUAAAUGGAAAUUAUGAUAAUAGUGAUAACAUUAGUAUAGAUAAUUUAAUCAAUUCGUAUGGAUAUGAAAUACAGACAUUUAAUAAUACAGACAUGUAUAAUAUAGAAGAUUAUAAGGAGGGAAAAUAUAUAUAUAGUAAUAAUGAAAUAUAUAAUUACAACAAUAAUAAUAAUAAUAAUAAUAUUUACAAUAAUUAUAAUAAUAAUAUUUACAAUAAUAAUAAUAAUAAUAUUUACAAUAAUAAUAACAAUUUUUAUAAUAAUAAUAAUUAUUGUUCCUAUAAUUUUAUCACAUAUUUCAAAACAAUAUCAUCUCUUGUUAAACAUUUUGUAAAAAACAAAAACACCUAUUUUUAUCCCGAGCACAACCAACUAGUACAGCUAAAAAAAAAAGAUUUUUGUUUCCUACUAUAUAAUGUAAAUAAAUUAAAUGUAAAAAAUUAUUAUAAUAUAUAUGAUUAUUUAAAAAAAGAAGCAUAUAAACAAAUAAGCAUUUUAGAUAUUUAUAACUCUUGUAUUGUAUUAAAUUCACUUAUAAAUCUAAAUAUACUUGACGAUAAAAUAUUUAAUAAAUUGUUUACACAUUUAAAAAUUCUUUUUGAUAAAAAUAUUUACAAGGAAAAAGAUAUUAUAGAUAUAUUUGUAUCAUUAAUUACCUAUAGUAAAAUAAAUUAUAAUAUAUCGAAUGAAAUAAAUUUAUUCUUAAUACAUAUAUACAACAAAAUCGAAUAUAAAUUGAAAAAAUAUAAUUUCAAAAAUCUGUUAUUAAUCUUCUUCUAUUCUUCAUAUAUUAAUAUACAUUUUAAUAAUUCUAUAUUACAAGAUUUAUGUAUAGAUGUACUUAACAACUUUGAAAAAAUUGACAUAAAAUAUAUACUUAUCUUUUUGUAUCUUUUAAAAUAUAAAAAUUAUCAAAUGAAUAAUUUCUUUAUAGAUUCCUUAAUACAAAAAGUUUUAUAUAAAUUAAAAGGAGAAAAAAAAUAUUUAAACAUUCUAUAUACGUAUAUAUUUCAAAUUAUAACAGUUCAUUCUUUUCAAUCAUUAUACAAUGAAAAAAUCCAAAAUAUGUUAAUACAAAUGUUAAUUAAGAACAAACAAAAUUUUAAUUUAAAAGAAAAAAUUAUAAUUUCUUUACAUAUAUAUGUAAAUCCUAUAUUAAUUUUAAAUCAGUCAUGUCUAUCAUUUUGUGCAGAAACUUUUCAAAACUUAUUAGAUUAUGUGUAUAUAACAAAAACGAAAAAAUAUAAAAUAUAUAAUAAAAUGUGUACAAAAGAAAAAAAUAAAGACAAUAAAAUAUAUCAUCACUAUUUAAUAAAAACAAAUCAUUUCAAAAAAUAUAUAAAUGUAUUAACAAAUGAUACAAAAAAUAUAUAUAUAAAUGAUCAAAGGUUUUAUCAAUUUUUUCUUUUUUUUUUUAACAACAACAAUGUACAAAAUACACACUCAAAUUGUAACAUAGAUUUUAAUAUAGACCAUAUAAAUAUUAAAGAGUUACACUUUUUUUUUUUUUAUUUAUUAGUAAUAGAUAUUAUACACAGAAAAAAUAAUUUAAAACACACUAAAAAAACAUUCCAUAUGUUAUAUAGAAAUAUGAAAAAAUAUUCACUGUUAAAAGAAAAAAAAAAUAUAUAUAUAAAUAAUCAAUUCUAUUUAUAUUUAUGUAAAUAUUACCAAUUAAAUAUAUCUUUUCAAAAUAUAUAUAUUAAAUUAAAUAAUGAUUCUUUUAAAUAUUUUCUAAGAAACAAUAACAAAAAAUUAUUUUAUCACAACAAAACUUUAAUAACGUAUUUAGAUUUAAAUAAUAAAAUGAAAAAACAUAUACCAAAUUUAAAUCUUAAUAAUUAUUCAAACAAAACACACAAACAAUAUAAUAAGAAUAAUAAUAAUAAUAAUAAUAUCAUUUUAAAAAAAGAAAAAAUAAAUAUAUAUAAGGAAGACAUAAUAAAAUAUUUCCCACAUUUUGAAGAAACUCUUUUUAAUACCAUCAGCAUAUAUUAUGAAGACCUGUUUUUAUAUAUGCUUUCUCAAAAUAAAAUAAGCGAAGAAAAUAUUAAAAAAUUUUUUUAUCAAUCUUCUAUAUAUUACAAUAAACAUAACCAUUCGAGUUCAAUACAUGAUAAUGGUAAUAUAAUCAUAAAAAUGAAAAAGGACAUUUUUAUUAAUUUCUUUUAUAUACCAUAUGUUUUUAAACCGCUAAAACUAACCAUAUAA
Plasmodium reichenowi is the source of this 3525-nucleotide messenger RNA. RefSeq lists its product as hypothetical. The record is from RefSeq and is a predicted model, not a curated record. Bases 1 to 3525 code for a protein of 1174 amino acids. The transcript has a single exon. Lineage: Eukaryota; Apicomplexa; Aconoidasida; Haemosporida; Plasmodiidae.